Molecule: messenger RNA, 2396 nt
Organism: Ziziphus jujuba (common jujube)
Lineage: Eukaryota; Viridiplantae; Streptophyta; Magnoliopsida; Rosales; Rhamnaceae
Exons: 6
Coding region: 74-2239 (721 amino acids)
Source: RefSeq, a predicted model, not a curated record
GCCCAAACUCAAAACCCGUUUGCAGAUCCAAUGGGUUUCAACCCAGGCCCCAACCCUAAGAUUUGCUUAAAAAAUGCUGCAAUUUGGCGCGAAAUCCCCUAUUGCCAUCGGCUCCGGUUCUCGGUCACCGUCACCGACCAUGACGAUAUUGCCAGAAAUAACCGAUCUCUUCGCAAGACUCGCUUCCCACUCCAACGACUCGUCGGCGUGUCACCAUAAUCUCAUACAAGAAGGUGAAGAAGCUCUGGACCGCUCGAUUUCAAAGCUGAACCAGUCUCUGAACCUCAGCGAUAAUUCUAGGGUUGGGGUUUUGGAUACCGUCCUUUCUCUCAUGUGCUUCAAAGCACCAGAGGUUUUUGAUUCAGAGAUUCAGUAUUUAGUGGAAACAAUCGUCACUGUUUUGUCAUCUUCGAUUAGCUGCAAAGUUCUGCGAUUUCCGAAAGACGAGGUUUUGAUGAUCGGUAGUCCCAUUUCUCGUCGCAACUGUGCGGAUUUGCUUGAAGCGUGCUCUGGUGUUCUUGGAAAAUUGGAAGAGCAUGGGCCACUUUAUAAUUCUAUAUUAUGUGCUGUUGUAAAAGCUGCAAAUUCUUCAACUUGCUAUCGAUAUGUAGAUUCUGCAAGACCUACUUUUGAUGUUAAAGCCAUAAAUGCAAGAAGCAAAGCAUUUUCAAAGCUGCUUGGUGUUUUACCAAAAGGAAUCUCCAAUGAUAAAAACAAUAUACCAUUCAGAUUGCUGUUGUGGUACCUUGACCCUCUGAUUCUAAAGCACGAUAUUUCGAACAUUUUACAAGAAUCCAGGGAGAGACCUUUCCUUUGUGUGAGUGAGGAGUUUCAUGAGAGGAUGGAUUGGCGUUCUAUCAUUACAUGCUUGGUACUUUCUCCCAUUAUGUUUAUUGAGACCAGAGCUUUGUUACACAGAUGGUUUCUGGUGACGGGCCUAGUUACUGUUCUAGAACUUCUAAUUGUGCUAGCCUCGGUGAUUCUAGAUGUAGUUUCCAGACCAACUUGGUGGAACAUAUCACUGGAAUUGGGAGCAAAGCUGCUAUUCUCUGAUGCUUACUUUCCCUACAACCACCACUUACUACGGAUUUUGGCUGGAUCCCUCUCCGUUGAUAGUCUGCUACAAUUAGUUCAUGUCACAAGUGAACCGUUUUCUUGCACAAGGAAACAAAGUGGUUCUACCAUUAAGCAACCAGCAAGUCAGGUUGCUACAAUAGAUCACAAAUCUGUCUGGGCUCUGGCAAUCAACUUCCCAAACUGGUUCUACUUUGCUUCUGCUUUGCUCUUCUCUGAGAAAUGUUUUCAACAUAUUAAUCAUUCAGAAUGUACCUUGGGGGCAUCUCGAGUAGGACUAACGCAUAAUAAAGAACCGCAUCCUUCCAUUGCUGCAGCAAGGUAUAUUGCCUGGAUUCUAAGCCCUGUUAGUAAGUAUCGUCAGGAUUUACUGGCUGAUUGUUUGGUUAAGAUAUCAGAGUCUUGGGCUUCUAAACAGUUUGACUUGGGUGCAUAUGAGAAGAAAACAGCUAGCAACCGCAAGGUACUCAAGAAGCUCAAAUUUAGCAACGAGGAGUACAAUACUUCUUGGAGGGACUGUGGUUGUCAAACUGUUGCACUCUUGAUCAAGGAAUUCAAAAAUAUAGACAUGGUGUACUGGAAAGGAACUGCAAAAAGUUACGACUCAUGUGACACUGAAGCAUUCUGUAAUCUUGUUCAGCAGCAAAAUUCAUUACUCAGGAGAGUACCAUUAGGCAUUCUACUUGGAUACCUCAAUCAAAUGGAUGAAGAUGGAUGCGAGUUGCUGCUGCAUUAUGCCACCUGUGGGAGAAUAAUACAAUUAACGGACACUAAAACUAGUAGUUCUGACAAUGUGAAAUGUAGCCACGAACUAUGGAAAAAUGCAACGUGGACAGAUGAAUGUAAUGAAAAUGAGGCUGUAGCGGGUGCCUGUCUUGUCUUCAGUUUAACUGAUAUGGUAGAAAGUAUGUGUGCCUCAUUGUUUGAGACUGAAGAAGCUGGAGAAGAUUACAUUUGCCUGGUGAAAAGGAGGACCGGCGGAUACUUGACAAAGUGUAUCAAGAGGCAGAUCCAACUGAAUUUUGAUGAAGAUGGAAAUUUGUUAGUGAUGGAUCUCUGCCGAAGAUUGAACCGGUGGAGGCUCCAAGGAAAAGAAGUUCUGGAGAUCCAGAAAGAUCUAGACGAUGUAAUUAGUCUCUUGGGUCACAAAAUUUCUUGUCUAUGAGAGAUAUUUGGUUAAGAAGAUUUGCCUACCUUUGUCGGCUCUGGCUGGCUGUUUUCUGUCAGUAUUGUGGAGAAAGUUUGUGUUACACGUAUUUGAUUUUGUUAGGUUGUGAAUAUUUAUAUGAGAAAGAGCCAUAGAAAAACAAUUCAUUCUCUUC